GACUAUGAGUACGUCGUUAUGAUCGAUGCCGGAUCCACGGGCUCUAGGGUGCAUGUCUACUCGUUCGAUACUUCGGUUUCUCCACCAAAGUUGAUCAAUGAGGAGUUCAAGAUGUUGAAGCCAGGCCUCUCGUCAUACGACACCGACGCCGUCGGAGCCGCCGAGUCCUUGGACCCGCUUUUGACCAUCGCAAUGGACACCAUUCCUAAGGACAAGCACAGCUGCUCGCCAGUGGCUGUCAAGGCCACCGCCGGCUUACGGUUGUUGGGCCAGGCAAAGUCCGACGCCAUCCUCAAGGAGGUCAGACGCCACUUGGAAAAAGACUUCCCCUUCCCCGUCGUUAGCGGCAACGGAAUCUCCAUCAUGGAUGGCUCUGACGAAGGUGUCUACGCGUGGAUUACCACCAACUACUUGCUCAACAACAUCGGCUCCGCGAAGAAGCUCGACACAGCCGCCGUCUUCGACCUCGGUGGAGGCUCUACGCAGAUUGUGUUUGAGCCUGUCAGCGGCGAAAAGGUUUUGGAGGGCGAACACAAGUACAACAUCGAAUUUGGUGGCAGAAAGUUCACUCUUUACCAGUACUCCCACUUGGGCUAUGGUUUAAUGCAGGCUAGAAACAAGGUCAACGCUGCCGUCUUGCAGGCAGAGAUGAAGUCCGCAGCACACAAAUUCUCCGCAUUGACCGAGUCACAGCUCAAGACCGCCGUCGCAGACGUCACUCUUGAGAACCCAUGUGUUCCACCUGGUGUUUCUGCAGAGAACGUCAUUGUCGAGCUGGAAGACGGCAGUAAGUACGUUGUCAACUUUGCUGCUCCAGAAACCGAAGCAAAGAAGGACGCCAGCCUCUGCAAGUUCUUGACCGACUCGAUUCUAAACAAACAGCUCGAGUGUGCUUCCAAGUCGUGCUCCUUCAACGGAAUCUACCAACCCUCCUUUGCAGACCAGUUCUCCUCUGCCGCUGACAUGUACGUUUUCUCGUACUUCUACGAUCGCUUGCAGCCAAUCGGCAUGCCGGAGUCCUUCACUUUGAAGGAGAUGACUGACGUCAUGGAGUCCGUCUGCGCCGGUUCCCACUUGUGGGACCAGUACUUCAAGCAACAGUCCCAUCUCAAGGAGUUGGCUGACGAACCGCUCUGGUGCCUCGAUCUCACCUUCAUGACCUCGCUCUUGCACACCGGCUACGAUAUCCCUCUCACAAGAGAGUUGAAGACCGCCAAGACCAUCGGCGGCAACGAACUGGGUUGGUGUUUGGGUGCAUCCUUGCCUUUGUUGGACAAGACCAACUGGUCGUGCAAGGUCACCAAGCAGUUUUGA
This is a messenger RNA of Pichia membranifaciens NRRL Y-2026, 1314 nucleotides long. RefSeq lists its product as hypothetical. The record is from RefSeq and is a predicted model, not a curated record. Gene Ontology annotation, cellular component: Golgi apparatus; membrane. Gene Ontology annotation, molecular function: UDP phosphatase activity; GDP phosphatase activity. The transcript has a single exon. NCBI's taxonomy places the organism in Eukaryota, Fungi, Ascomycota, Pichiomycetes, Pichiales, Pichiaceae. Gene Ontology annotation, biological process: protein N-linked glycosylation; nucleoside diphosphate catabolic process. The annotation marks the transcript as partial.